AGUCUACCCCAAUCCCAGCCGCCUGGGAAACAUCCCAAGCGGUGUAAUGUUACAGCGUCAUUGAGAUACAAAUUUUUCGUACGACAGACAACUAAAACAGAAACAACAUGAUUAUUAGGAUACAUCAACUAUUGUUACUAGCUUUGGUAGCUCCAAUUCUGGCUCAGGAGUGGCAAGAUGAAUCUACAUGUGGCCUCCAGUACAAGGGAUCAAGUUCCAUGAUCGUCGGUGGCCAGAUGGCCGAUGAGUUUGAGUACCCAUGGCAAGCAGCUUUCUACCGAGGCGGACGCCGGAUCUGCGGCGCUUCUCUCAUUGAUCCAUACUGGAUCAUCACGGCAGCUCACUGCGUAGAUAUCAUCUUCGAGCCCGAGAUCUUCGAAUUCAGGGUGGGCUCCAAGAGUCUUGUCAAUGAGACCGACUCAACCCAGAUGCGUCGGGCAAUGGAACUCUACGUCCACCCCGACUUCAACCCCUCCACUUUGGACUACGACAUCGCCCUCUUCAAGAUGGAGAAGACGUUCAACCUUUGGGGCGACCACGAGGUGAACACGGUCUGUUUGCCGAAGAAGAGCGACGAGUCGAGGUUCUUGGUCGGCGAAGAUUCAGUCGUCACAGGCUGGGGUGCUCUGGAAGAAAGCGGCCCAAGUCCAACUGAGUUAUACGAGGUCACAGUUCCUAUCUACGACCAGCAUGAAUGCAACGUAUCCUACUCGGGGGAAAUCACUGAUAAUAUGAUAUGUGCUGGAGUGGCAGAGGGAGGAAUCGAUUCUUGCCAGGGUGACAGUGGAGGACCCAUGGUGGCAUAUAAGAACGGCACCACGGACCAGUACUAUCUCAUCGGGAUUGUGAGUUGGGGAUACGGGUGUGCUCGGCCAGGCCUCCCAGGAGUGUAUACCAGGGUCACCGAGUUCGAAGAUUGGAUCAGCCCCAUCUUUAAUGGUGGAAACCCGACAACCAAGGAUGGUACCUGUGAGGCAGACGAGUUCUUAUGCCGAGGUGGAGAGUGUAUAGCCGACAGGUACAGGUGUUCCGGAAGUGGACAGUGCUACCAUGACACGGACGAGGAAUUUUGCGACGGACUCAUGAAGAUGUUCGAUGUCUUCUACUACGAUCGCAUUGACCCAGCCAAUAUCACCAGAACCGACGACAACCAGGCGUCCAAGGAGCUCUGCGCCGACACGUGCCUCGACAUCCGAUGCCGGGCCUUCGAUGUCACCGAGGAGGAUGACGGCGACACCUUUAAAUGCGACUUCGCCAUGGCUGGCUUCCGCACCGUAGCCGAAGCCAACGAUCAAAACAGGACUUUCAACCACUUCGUCUACCAGUCACAAGAACCCGGGAGUGAGCUAAACCAGGCCGCAGGUGUGAUCGGAUCCCCGUCCUAUUUUGAUGCCGAACUUGAGCCUGAUAAUCAGAGAUACACGUGGACCAUCAAUGUGCCCCGCGCGAGCGCCGAUACGACCAAAUUCAAUAUCCUUGCCGUAGAGGGCAACUCCAUGUGCGAGGACGUCGAUAUGGACUACGCGCUCCUGUCCAUCGCCGGCACCAACGAGACUGAGAAGACCUCCUUCUGCCUCAACGAGUAUGCAAUGGGAGCCGAGUUCAUGGUCAAGGGCACCGAGGAGGUCGUCGUCGAGAUGAUGACGUCAAACUCGUCUGCUUACGGAUUCCUCCUCGAGUACGAAGCGAUUUAUGAUUGCAACAAAGUCCACACAUUGGCACCAGGAGCUGUGACGUCACCCAACUAUCCUGCAGAAUAUCCCAACGAUGUUUCCUGUACAACACACCUCAUGGCACCAGAAGGACAGGUAGUGUACUUCAACUUUAAGGCGAUGAACGUCGAGGCCCACCCAUCCUGCAUAUACGACUAUGUCACCCUCUACAAUGGUCCGGACCAGAACGCUUCUACUCUCGUUGGUCGUUACUGCGGCAGUAAUGUGCCCACGACAAUGUUCCAGUCGACGGGGCGGGACAUGUUUAUCAUGUUUUCUUCGGAUGGGUCGGUAACGAAUACAGGAUUCAAAGCCGAUUUUAACUUUGACAUCGCUCGUGAACCGACUUCGGACCCGGACAUCGCCGUUAUCAACUCUCUGGAGAGCGAAUUAUCCGCGUUCAAGUUCGGAAUCGCGGCAGCCUGUAUAUUCGGUGCUCUCCUUAUAAUGGUGGUUUCAGCGUCACUCUACACCGUCACUCAACGCGACGCUAUGAACGCUGCGAAACUGGCAGACAUAGAGGGUGCAGAAGACGCAAAACCCGGCUAUCACACACUCGACGAUGACGAGGAAGGCGAUGACCCCUACACCUCGAUUACCGACACCCGCAACGCCAACGGCAUCACCAAAGUCACAGAUAGUCAAGGAACACAAGCAACCAAGGCCGGUAUCGUAGCCGAGACCGGUCACGGUUAUGCCGCCGUAAAAGCCAACGGCGACGUUACCAGCUACGUCGUCAAUGACGAGGUCGAUAGCGGCGCCGCUGUCAACAAGGGAUUCGUUGAGGACGAGGGCCUGGCUGAAGAGGCGGCCGCCGCCGUGGCUGCUUUUGACGCAGCCGUCGUCGAUUCGAACGAGGGCAUGCUGGAAGACAAGGAAGAAGAUAACUCCGGCUACCAGAACAUUGUUGUUGCUGCUGAUAUCAGCCCCCUACCGAAGGAGAAUACGGAAGAAGAGGCCUUCCCCCACCCUCCUCUACUUGGUGAAACUGAUAGUAUGCCGCCGCCACCAGAAGAAACACCACCUCCACCACCCCCUCCGGAAACCGAGACUAGCACACCCAAAGACAACAACGAAGACAACUCAGCGCUGUAGUGCACAACAGGAAUAACAUCAAUUGCUCAGCGCAAAUUGGGGGUAGGGUGCACAAAACGUGUUAAUGAUGAAAGCUGUUGAAUCAAAGAAGGCUUAAAUUCUACCUUUUACGCGGGGAAAAAAUAUUACACCGAACAGACAGUGGCAUGCCCCUGAUAAAGAAUCCAUGCUAGUUUUCCUGUGGAUAUACAGAUCUGGGCCCAUAUUCAGUAAACACUAAAGCUCGUUGUCAACUAAUUACAUAGGCUAAAGUAUAUAGUUAGUUGCCAAUUGGGAUAAGAAAGGUUUUAUGUAUGAGCCCCGAACACCAAAUUGAUUCUCUCUUCAUGUGCAUUGCCAUGAUUAUACUAAAGGAAUAGUUUUCGCCCUACCGAAGAGUCCUUGUCUCGAAAACAUUUUUUCCUAUUAUUAAAGAGUUUAUUACCUGUCGACUCCUAUUUUUUCAUCACUCUUAUAAUUCCUUAUAUUAAAGAUUAUAUUAGAGUAUAGGAAUAAACCAAAUUCACCCCCAAAUUAAUUACAUCUUCUGAAAACGGGUAUCAUGGAUAAGAAAAGAAAAAGUACAUGAACAACAAGUACACCUGUAUCCGUGAUUUUAUUACACAUUUUAGUUCCGAAAAUAUCUAAUGACAUGUAUCCAAUUUUUUAAUUUAACGCGACCAAAACCAAUUCUAUAUUGAUGAUGAGAUUCUAAAUUCCAAUAAAAUAAUCACAUGAAAUCGCUCAUCCUUUUGGUACCAUACGGAUGCUAUAUGACAUUAUUUUCGUAGAGGCAACUGAAAGCAUAUACGUUAUAUUUCGAAUGCCUUUGUUCAAGAUGUUCAUAUUGGUAUUGACAGUGUCUAUUAGUCUUAUCAUUUGAGGAAUUAAGAAUGUACGGCAAUUUUUUUGUCUAUAUAUGUAUAUAACAAUAAGAAGAUUUUGUAUAUAUUUUCAUUUUUGCCAACUGUUUAGCGGGCUGUUUAGGUUUCGAACCAUUUUUGAAACCGUAAUAUUUUCAAACAGUAUUCACUUAGCGAUUACAAUGGCAUAUGAAGCACGUGUAAUGAGUUGUUGCCUGUUAAUUUGAUAAAAAUGAAAGUGUUAUGGUCCUAAGAAUUUAUGCAUUUCAAGUAUAUUAUCACAUAUUAUAUUUUCCAAACUCAUUUGAGUACAUUGCUUUGAAUCAUACCUCAAAAUGUCCACAUGUUUUGCUUCUUGAUGAAUAUAAUGUAUACUUUAGAUUUAAUUUCAUAUAGUUUUCUUCGUCAUUUAUAUUUCAUUCGACUUUAUUACUGUACAAUGCAUGCAAAGGCCGAGAGUAAACGAUGUUAGUCGUAGAAUAAAACAAGAAAUUGAUGGGAAAUAAUAUAUAAACUGGAUUUUUCCUUUCCGGCGUUUCCUUCUCGGGAUUUUGUAUGCAAGGAAUAUUUUAUUGCACAAUAAAAAUAAAUGCAGGCAACGUAA
This is a messenger RNA of Strongylocentrotus purpuratus (purple sea urchin), 4253 nucleotides long. RefSeq lists its product as uncharacterized. The transcript has 14 exons. The record is from RefSeq and is a predicted model, not a curated record. Gene Ontology annotation, biological process: proteolysis; acrosome reaction. Bases 108 to 2807 code for a protein of 899 amino acids. Gene Ontology annotation, molecular function: serine-type endopeptidase activity; protein binding. NCBI's taxonomy places the organism in Eukaryota, Metazoa, Echinodermata, Echinoidea, Camarodonta, Strongylocentrotidae.